CUGCCUGGCUUUUUCUCUCCCUCAAACAACCAAGCUGUCCUCAUGGCAUACCAUAAUUAUUUAUGGUUGUGUUUGAUUUUUCUGCUUGCUUAUUUUAAUACGACGUUGGCGGCCAAAUCGGGGAUACCUCACUGCAAAUCGACCAAUGUCACCAACGGCACCAAACCACGACAACGCAUCGCUGUGAUCUCGCACGAUUCGGCUAUAGUCACAUUUUUUCAUAAUCCAGAGCAAGGCGCACGGGAUGCCGCCACCAUUCUCGAUAUCGAUUUAACAUGGAAUCGCCACUUUAUCAACAGCGUCGAGAAAAUGCAAGCCGAUAUCUAUGCGGCUGUGACUCGGGUAAUGAUCCAUUGAAAUGCGAUGAUCGUGAAUGCGAUGAUCGUGAAUGCGAUCAUGCAAACAUGGGCAAUGGACUGAAUCAUUGGUUGGAUCAUUUCUUUUUUAGGGGGUCGAUGGCAUCAUUGUCA
Molecule: messenger RNA, 470 nt
Organism: Radiomyces spectabilis
Lineage: Eukaryota; Fungi; Mucoromycota; Mucoromycetes; Mucorales; Radiomycetaceae
Exons: 1
Coding region: 43-357 (104 amino acids)
Source: RefSeq, a predicted model, not a curated record